GGUUAUAGUGAACGCUACACGUCAAUUCGUUAAACAUCUGCAGAAUGGAGCAGUCAACGGUGCUGCUAAUAGUGUUCACGGUGAUGGUUGCCGGCCAGUCCAUCGAUAAUCCAAUUUUCCCUCUCGAACAUUGUGGCAACAGGACGGCCUGUUUCAAUAUAACGUACAUGGAGAAGCCGGACGAGUACUGUAAAGAAUUCGCUGGCAAGGUAGCGGUGCCUUCGAAGCUGUGUGUUAACGGUAUGAUUCUGUGUGACGGUCACAAGUAUUCGGCUGGUUGCUUGUACUCGGUGAACAAGCUACGGGAUAACUGUGAUUAUGCGAAAGAGAACUGUUACGCAGAUUUAAAGGAGGGCGCCACUGAUCCAGCUCCAGAAAAUCCCAUCUUUCCUGUCGCUGCCUGCGGUAACAGGACCGCUUGUUCGCACAUCAAGCAUGUGGAACGCACGGACGACUUCUGUAAGGAUUACGCUGGCUCGGUAGCGGUACCGUCAAAGUUGUGUCUAAAUGCUAUGAUUUGGUGCGAGAAUCGUAUUCUACGAGGAUCCUGCCUGAAAUCAUCUGUCAGACUAUCGACAAACUGUAAUUAUGCGCGUGAUAACUGUUACAAAGAUUUGGCGCAAUCUGAAACGACCACGGCAGGUUAUACUGGAGGCUCUACCGAAUCUUCAACGUCCGAUGCGACCACUGUGGAGUAUAAUACAGCUACUGCAACAUCUACAUCGUAUGACACAACCACAGCUGGGUGGUACACAACUACUUCCAAAUCUGGAGCGACUGAAACAACCACGGCAGGAUAUACUGGAAGUUCUACCGACUUUUCAACCUCGGAUGGCACCACUGUGACGUAUGAUAGAACUACCUCAACAAAAUCUACAUCGUCUGAUGGAACCACUCUGGGGUACACUAUGGGAAGUUCUACCGAAUUUUCGACGUCUACCACAACCGAUGGUGAAUAUACGACGCCGGCAACAAACGAUACGAAGGUGGACACAACUUUGACAGAAAGCACUACGACGCAACAAACAACAUCCGCUGGUCCACGUGCUGGCGACCCGUGUACAUCUGCUGGUAAGCGAGCCGGAAAUGCUGAUAACUGUCUUACAUUCUUGGAGUGCUCCGGAGAGGUUUACGAGGAAAAUGCCUGCCCCGAAGGUUACAUCUACUAUGAAAGAUUCAGCAUCUGUGUACCUGGAAAUGGGGUAAAGUGUCAGCUUUAUGGUCAGCUACGUAAAAGAGCGAUUCGUGUGACACCGUUUGCCGGAUAAUAUAUUUUAUGUUUUGUUGAGGACUUUUAUUCGCAAGCUAUUACACAUCUUAAUCUGCAUCGGCAGUGUUUUUAGUUGUAUUAGUGUUGAUUCACGAUGGUGGAGGUUUCUUUGAAAGUGGGUUAAAAGAGUAGAAAUAAAUUGUACCUUGAAGCAUUCGUUAAA
Molecule: messenger RNA, 1433 nt
Organism: Anopheles stephensi (Asian malaria mosquito)
Lineage: Eukaryota; Metazoa; Arthropoda; Insecta; Diptera; Culicidae
Product: serine-rich adhesin for platelets-like
Exons: 1
Coding region: 45-1268 (407 amino acids)
Cellular component (GO): extracellular region
Molecular function (GO): chitin binding
Source: RefSeq, a predicted model, not a curated record